Molecule: messenger RNA, 1472 nt
Organism: Emiliania huxleyi CCMP1516
Lineage: Eukaryota; Haptophyta; Isochrysidales; Noelaerhabdaceae
Exons: 6
Coding region: 1-1266 (421 amino acids)
Biological process (GO): mismatch repair
Cellular component (GO): MutLalpha complex
Molecular function (GO): ATP-dependent DNA damage sensor activity; mismatched DNA binding; ATP binding
Source: RefSeq, a predicted model, not a curated record
AUGUCCUCUCCUUCGAUACAAGCGCUCUCGCAGGAGGUCGUGAACCGCAUCGCCGCGGGCGAGGUGAUCCACCGGCCCUCCAGCGCGCUCAAGGAGCUGCUCGAGAACUCCCUCGACGCCGGCUCCACCUCGAUUUCGGUCACCUCCAAGGCGGGCGGGCUCAAGCUGCUGCAGAUCAGCGACAACGGGCACGGCAUCCACCGCGCCGACUUCCCGCGCGUAUGCGAGCGCUUUGCCACCUCAAAGCUGCGCGAGUACGAGGACCUGUCGCAGAUCGAGACCUUCGGCUUCCGCGGCGAGGCGCUCGCCUCGAUCUCGCACGUCGCGCACGUCUCCGUCACCUCCAUGACAGCCGACGCGGCGUGCGAGCCCGCCGAGCCGCGUCCCUGCGCCGGCACGCGCGGCACCACGAAUCCGGUGGAGGACAUGUUUUACAACGUGCCGAUUCGGCGCGCCCCAAUAAAGGGGCCGGCAAAAAGAGAGCAUGCGGCCACGCCAACCACGGAGGGUGCCAAGCGGCGGCGUGGCGCAGACGAUGGUGCGGAGGCUGCCGUCGGUGCCGUCGGUGGCGGCAGUGGCGGCGGUGGCGGCGGUGGCGGCGGUGGCUGCGGUGCCGGCGGCGGCAGCGGCAGCGAGGAGGGCGGCGAGCAGGGCACGCUGCUCUGCGUCGCGCCGUCGGUCUGCGGCGGAGUGCGGCUGGGCGGCGAGGGGGCGGCCGACGCAACGCGGGCUUGGGUGCCUUGCGAGCUCACCUCGAUACACACGCUGCUGCGCAGAGUGACGCAGGGCCGCCGCACGCCGCGUCGCCGGUCGCACCGCGGGCUGGCGGCGCUCUUCCGGCAGCACGUCUUCAUCGGCGUGGUGGACGCCGCCUACGUGCUGCUGCAGCACCAGACGAAGCUCUACGUCGCGGCCAUGCUGGAGGAGUACCUCUCCAUCGUCAUCCGCGACGGUGCCUUGGUCGCGCUCCCGCAGCUCAUCGAGGGGUACGCGCCGCCGCUCAACGCGCUGCCGCUCUUCACGCUCCGCCUCGCCUCGCACGUCGACUGGCUCGAUCGAGUUGGCGCGGUCGAGGAGGCCGAGUCGGAGGCGGCCGCCACGCCGGCGGCGGGGGAGGCGGCGCGGACGCCCGCCUGGACAGUGCAGCACGUUCUGCUGCCGAGCAUCCGGCGGAGCUACGAGCCGCCGGCGGCGCAGUCGACCGACCACACCGUGGUCCAGGUGGCGUGUACGGAGCAGCUCUAUCGCAUCUUCGAGCGCUGCUGACUUCCGUGACGCGCGAGAGAAGUUCCCGCGGCUCGCAAACUGCGUCCGCGUGGUGUUUCUGACGCUCGGCGUGCUGGGCGACGAGCGGGCGGCGGGCGCGACGACGGCGCGUUCCUACACAUCCCUCGCUGGCGACUUACGGUGGUAUAUACAGCGUAUCGCGGCCGAGCGAUCCAACAUCCAUAUUGCAAUACGUGUAACUCUCA